AAGAAAUAUGUCCAUCUUCUAGUUCAGAAGAAGCAUGUAUUUGGAAAGAGGGGGAAGAUUUUACAAUGGAAUAUACAGAAAAUGCAGGCACAUCCGCUAUUCUCCACUUCUGAUCUAUGCCACAUCUGCUAUACUACACUUCCGACCUACUAGCAUGUGGUUUCAUAGCAGCUAGCAGCGCCUGGCCCCCCAGGGCCUAGACUGUCUUAGCCAUGGCAGCAGCUUCAAAUCUAGAAGAAGAUAUUCCUGGCAAUGCAACACAAGAAAUAGAGAUAGAAGAGUUUGAGAUGAAAGAAGAAACAGUUUCCAUCAAGGAAAAAGGUUCCACUGUAGAAGAUUUAUGUACAGUUUAUGUACAGGGAGAGAGCAUGAAGAUGGAGAGUACACAACUGAAAAGUGAUUUCAUUAAUAAUGAAGAAGAUCCUCUUCACUCUCAACCAAAAACACUUAAAAAGAAAAACCGCGAAGAAUUAAGAUACCGUUGCUGUGAAUGUGAUUUUGUGACACCACUAGGUAGAGACCUCAAGAUACAUAUCGAAAGUCAACACGAAGGUGUAAAAUAUCCCUGUGAAUACUGUGACUAUGCUGCCACUCAAGCAGGUCAUCUUAAGAGACAUGUUGAGAGUAUACAUGAAGGAGUGAGGUAUCCCUGUAAAUACUGUGAAUAUGCUGCCACAACAGCAGAUUAUUUAAAGAAACAUUCUGAAAAUAAGCAUGAAGGAGUGAGAUAUCCUUGUAAAUACUGUGAAUAUGCUGCCACUACAGUAGAUUCUUUAAAGAAACAUGUUGAAAGUAAGCAUGAGGGAGUGAGAUUUCCUUGUAGACUAUGUAAAUAUGCUGCCACUCGAGCAAGUGAAUUGCAGAGUCAUGUUAAAAGAAAGCAUGAAGGAGUGAGAUAUCCCUGUAAAUACUGUGAGUAUGCUGCAACUACAGCAGGAAAUCUUAAGAAACAUGUUAAAAAUAAGCAUGAAGGAGUGAAAUACCCUUGUGCUCAAUGUGAAUAUGUUGCCUGUGAUUUAGAUAAUCUAAGGAGACAUGGUAAAUGUAAGCAUGAAGGAGUGAGGUACUCUUGUAAUGAAUGUGAUUAUGUUGCGACUCAAUCUGUAGGUCUGAAAAACCACAUAAACAAUAAACAUAAAGGAGUAAGAUUUUUCUGUAAGCAGUGUGAAUACGCUGCCACUACAGUAGGUCAUCUAAAAAGACAUGUUGAAAGCAAGCAUGAAGGAGUAAGAUAUCCGUGUGAAUACUGUGAAUUCGCCGCCACUGAAGCAUUUACCCUGAAGAAACAUGUUAAAUGGAAGCAUGAAGGAGUGAGAUUUCCUUGUGAAUUCUGUGAAUAUGUCGCCACUGAACUAGUCAGCCUAAAGAGACAUGUUGAAAGUAAGCACGAUGGAGUGAGGUAUCCAUGUAAAAAUUGUGAAUAUGCUGCCACUUCACCAAGUAAUCUGAAGAAACACGUUGAAACUAAACAUAAAGGAGUGAGAUAUCCCUGUAAUUACUGUGAAUAUGCGGCCACUGAGGCACGUCUUCUGAAGAGACAUAUUGAAAGUAAGCAUGAGGGAGUGAGAUAUCCAUGUAAUCAAUGUGACUAUGCUGCUACUGAAGUAGGUAGUUUAAAAAAGCACAUAAAAAAUAAACACGAAGGAGUUCGUUAUCUCUGUGACAAAUGUGAAUAUGCUGCCACUACUUUAUCUAAUCUCAAGAAUCAUAUCAAAAGUAAACAUGAAGAAAUUAGAUAUCCCUGUGACCAGUGUGAACUUGUGGCAACUACAGCAGGUAGUUUGAAAUCCCACAUUGAAAUUAAGCAUAAAGGUUUUAGAUAUGCAUGUAAGCAGUGCCACUUUGCUGCCACUUCUGUAAGAAGCCUGAAGGAACAUGUUGAAAGUAAGCACCAGGGAGUGAGGUAUCCUUGUGAAAACUGUGAGUAUGCUGCCACUUCAGCAAGAAAUCUGAAGAAUCAUGUUAGAAGUAAGCAUGAAGGAGUGAGGUAUCCCUGUGAACUCUGUGAAUAUGCUGCCACUACAAGAGGACAUUUAAAGAGACAUGUUGAAAGAAAACAUUAAGUAGAGUGACAUGUAUUCAUAUAUAUGAAUACAUAUGAAUACAGAAAUUACAGAUACUAUUCCUGGUAGUACAACAUAAGAAAUAGAGAAAGACAUGGUUUGUGAUGAAAGAAUGAAAGAAGAAAUUAUUCCAGGUCCUUCUGUAGAACAUACAUGUUUUUUUUUUUGGUUAUUUGGUGAAUUAAUCUCUAGACCCCAGUUAGGGGCAUAUUGAGAAUAUCUGCAUACAGAAUAGAUUCACUGAGUAACUUUUUAUUUCACUAUUUUUACUCAAACAAUGUCUCCAGCAUAUCGUUGGUAAAUAUUUUAAAACAUUUAGGAUUUCUAGCGUUUUUAACAUUGUACACUGUACAGCUUAUGUACAGGAAAAGAGCAUGAAGGUAAAAGUACAAAUGAAAGUUAAUUUAUCAACCUUGACUCAAAAACGUCGAGUACAGUACAAACGUGGGAACACAGUAUAAACGUCCGACUAAUACAAACUUCGGACGGGUAAAAUCGAACAGUACCAACGUCGGACCAGUACAAACGUCAGACCAGUACAAACGUCGGACUAUGGAACAGAUUUAAUUUAAAUUUAAAGAUUUAAAAAAAAGUUAUUUCCUUUUAUCGAAUGGUCUAAUUAAAAUCUACCCAAAGGAACUGAGUUCUUGCACUAACUCAAAUAUUCUCAUCCCUUUAUCUUUACAAC
This is a messenger RNA of Eurytemora carolleeae, 2751 nucleotides long. RefSeq names its product zinc finger protein 142. Lineage: Eukaryota; Metazoa; Arthropoda; Copepoda; Calanoida; Temoridae. Gene Ontology annotation, biological process: regulation of transcription by RNA polymerase II. The record is from RefSeq and is a predicted model, not a curated record. The transcript has 5 exons. Gene Ontology annotation, molecular function: DNA-binding transcription factor activity; RNA polymerase II cis-regulatory region sequence-specific DNA binding. Bases 213 to 2063 code for a protein of 616 amino acids.